Messenger RNA from Salvia hispanica, 2663 nucleotides. RefSeq names its product inflorescence meristem receptor-like kinase 2 (gene IMK2). Gene Ontology annotation, molecular function: protein kinase activity; protein binding; ATP binding. The record is from RefSeq and is a predicted model, not a curated record. NCBI's taxonomy places the organism in Eukaryota, Viridiplantae, Streptophyta, Magnoliopsida, Lamiales, Lamiaceae. Gene Ontology annotation, biological process: protein phosphorylation.
UGCAGUCAAACCAAAAAAAGCUGAGCCCCUGUGGCUUCAAACAUCUCUCUCUCCCUUUCUCUCUUAAACUUGCCUAACCUCUCAAUCAUUCACAUUGAAUAUUGAUUGCUUCGCUUCGCUUCUCCUUCUUUGUUCAUGGCCGAUCACUUCAAAAAUCUAUUGGCGGGAAAUUCUAUAUGGAAGUUGGUCUUCUUCCUCAGCCUCCUCCACGCCCUCUCAUUUUCCGCUUCCGGCGUAAAAUGGGACGGCGUGAAGGUCACCCGAGCCGACUCCCAAGCCCUCCGCGCCAUCAAAAACGAAUUGGUCGAUUUUAAAGGCGUGCUCCGGAGCUGGAACGACACCGGCGCCGGGGCCUGCGCUGGCUGGAUCGGGAUCAAAUGCGCCGACGGCGAAGUCAUCUCCAUCCAGCUCCCUUUCAAGGGACUUGGCGGCCGAAUUUCCGACCGAAUCGGCCAGCUUCAGUCCCUCCGCCGGAUCAGCCUCCACGACAACGCCCUCGUCGGCGCCAUUCCGGCCACGAUUGGAUUCCUACCAAAUCUCAGAGGCUUGUAUCUCUUCAACAACCGCCUCUCCGGCUCUCUGCCGCCCUCGAUUUCAAACUGCCCGCUGCUUCAGACCGUUGAUGUCAGCGGUAAUCAGCUCGCCGGAGUCAUCCCUCCGAAUCUUGCUAACUCCACGCGGCUGUAUCGGUUGAAUCUGAGCUUCAAUUCUUUCUCUGGGUCGAUCCCAGUAAGCCUUUCUCGCUCGUCCUCUCUCGUCUUUCUCGCUCUUCAACACAAUAAUCUCACUUCCUCCCUCCCUGAUUCUUGGAGCUCUGUUUCCAAUCUCAAAUAUUUAACUCUAGAUCACAAUUCUUUAUCUGGAAAAAUCCCAACCUCUUUAACGAGAUUGGUUUCUCUCGAGGAGUUGGAUUUGAGUCACAACAAGCUUGAAGGAAGCAUUGAUGAAAUAGGAAGCAUGUUGGCUUUAAAGAAGAUGAAUCUUGAGAAGAACAAUCUCGAUGGCUCGAUUCCGAAUUCAAUUCAAAAGCUUGUAAAUCUCUCAGUUUUAAACCUGAGCAACAAUAAAUUCCGCGGCGGAAUCCCACUGAUCUUCGGCAACAUCACCUCGUUAAACUCCCUUGAUCUCUCCGAGAACAACCUCACCGGAGAAAUCCCAUCUUCUCUCUCCAAUCUCCCAAACCUCACUUCACUCGGCCUCUCCUACAACAACCUCUCCGGCGCCGUUCCCUCUCUUCUAUCCAAGAAAUUCAACUCCACCUCCUUCGCCGGCAACAUCAACCUCUGCGGCUACGGCCCCUCAGCGCCGCCGUGCCCGUCGCCUGAACUCACACCUCCGCCUCCGCCGCAGCCGAAGCCCCACCGCCGCCGCAAGCUCAGCACCAAGGAUAUCAUUCUCAUCGCAUCCGGAGCCCUUCUCUUCGUUCUACUAAUCCUCUGCUUCGUCCUGCUAUGCUGCUUGUUGUGCAAAAAGACGAAAUCCAGCAAGGGCGGAAGAGCUCCUCCGCCUUCAACCAGCAAGGCGGCCGCGGCUGCGGAAGGGGAGACGGGCGGCGACGGAGGAGGGAAAUUAGUCCAUUUUGAUGGACCUUUUGUUUUCACAGCUAACGAUUUGUUGUGUGCCACUGCAGAGAUUAUGGGAAAGAGCAGUUACGGAACGGCCUACAAAGCCACGCUCGAAGAUGAGAAUCAAGUCGCGGUGAAGAGAUUGCGAGAGAAAAUCACCAAACCUCAAAAGGAGUUCGAAGUCGAAGCCUCCAAUCUUGGAAAGAUUAGACACCCAAAUAUCUUGGCGUUGAGAGCUUACUAUCUUGGCCCCAAAGGCGAGAAGCUUCUCGUCUACGAUUACAUGCCUAAUGGAAGCCUCGCAUCCUUCUUACACGCUAGGGGACCCGAGACGACGGUGCCAUGGCCCACAAGAAUGAACAUAGCAAUUGGAAUAACAAGAGGGCUAUGCUACCUACAUAGUGAAGUGAACCAUGUUCAUGGAAAUCUGACGGCAACCAACGUUCUUCUCGACGAAAACAGGGAUCCCAAGAUCGCGGACGUGGGGAUGUCGAGGCUGAUGACGAGCGCGGCAACGGCGAACGUGGUGGGGACGGCGGGGUCGAUGGGGUACAGGGCGCCGGAGCUGUCGAAGCUGAAGAACGCGAGCGAGAAGACGGACGUGUUCAGCCUCGGGGUGAUCGUGCUGGAGCUGCUCACGGGGAAGUCUCCGAGCGAGGCGAAAGACGGGCUGGAUCUGCCGCAGUGGGUGGCGUCGAUUGUGAAGGAGGAGUGGACUAAUGAGGUGUUUGAUGUGGAGCUGAUGAGGGAUGCGUCUUCUUCGAGUGCUGGCGAUGAGCUGCUCAAUACGCUCAAGUUGGCGCUUCAUUGUGUUGACCCGUCGCCCGCGGCAAGGCCGGAGGCGGUGGAGGUGCUGCAGAAGCUUGAGGAGAUUAAGUCGGAGGCCGACGUUGCGGCGGCAGAUGUUGGCAAGAGUGAGUGAAGAGAGCAAACAUUUUUUUUAGUACUGUGUUUAAGUAUUCGCUAUUGAUUUAUUCGUUUGGAAUUAUCGAGGUUUUGUUGUUUGUUAGAUUAUUAUUAAGUUUGUAUAUAAUACUCCGGUACUAUUUCUUUGAUUUUUUUGGGGCGGAAUUGCAUUGAAUCCUAAUUUUUGGUCUA